Colletotrichum truncatum is the source of this 558-nucleotide messenger RNA. NCBI's taxonomy places the organism in Eukaryota, Fungi, Ascomycota, Sordariomycetes, Glomerellales, Glomerellaceae. The record is from RefSeq and is a predicted model, not a curated record.
AUGUCAUCAAAGGCCUCAAGACACUCGGAGACAAGCUCCAGGAAGCAGAGCUCAAAGUCCAAGUCCAAGUCCAGUAAGACCGACGACUGGUCAGAAAUCACGGACCCAGAAGAGCGUCGCCGCAUCCAAAACCGUCUUGCGCAGCGCAAAUUUCGUAAGAAGAACCAGGACACCAAGGAGAAGGCCGCGCGGGAUGAGCAGAACGACACCAACGCCCACAACUCAUACGCUGUCUCGUCACCGGAGGGUCUCAUGCAGGAGGAAGAGGUGUCUGGCCUUCCCUGGGGAGGGCUCAACAUACGGCACGUCGUGUCCCGGGGCCACGAGUACGAGAGCCGCCGGGGUAGCGGCCGCGGCGAGUACGUGAACGAUGAAACUCGAUACACCAACAACUACGGCACCAAUUACGCCUCAGGGUACCGCCAGCCCCCGAGCUACGGCAGCAGCGGGGGCGAAGAGUACUAUUACGAGGAGGAAUCGCCGUACUACUACGACUACGAUCAGGGAAGUGACCCGAUCCAAGGUCAGAAUUAUCAUCAGAGGUACUACAGCAACUAG